Messenger RNA from Elaeis guineensis (African oil palm), 1183 nucleotides. Its product is annotated as transcription factor GHD7. The record is from RefSeq and is a predicted model, not a curated record. Gene Ontology annotation, cellular component: nucleus. Gene Ontology annotation, molecular function: DNA-binding transcription factor activity; protein binding. Gene Ontology annotation, biological process: regulation of flower development. NCBI's taxonomy places the organism in Eukaryota, Viridiplantae, Streptophyta, Magnoliopsida, Arecales, Arecaceae.
CCUCCCCCUCUCAUUGGUCUCUCUCUCUCUCUCUUUUCCCCUCCAAAAAAGUAUCAAACCCACACACAUCCAUUUAGCUAGCUCCCACAGCUGCCAACCCUCCUGGCUAGCCACCAUCCCAACCCUUUCCCCCACCGGUCAUCCUUGGCUACAUGACUGCCGCGCCAUGUCGUCGUCCAGCCUAUGCAACGUGUGCCGCGGCACAGGCGACGCAUGCCCCCAGUACUGCACCGAUCUCAACCGCACAUUUCCGAUCUGUCCCGAGCCCCCAAGUCGGGCGCAUGAAGGGCAACAUGAGCUCCAGUUCUUCGGGCACGACGAUAGCGACGCUUGGCUUUUUAAUGAUCCCAAGUCUACGGAGCCGCAGCAUGAAGAGAGGCCACCGGUGGUUCCCCCCUUCAAUUACUUUGAUAGCUUCCGCGAAGCUUGCAAUCCAGUGCACGGGCUGACCUUCGAUGUUUGUUUGAGCGCGAGUAGCCCGCCGGACUCCAUCCCACACUCGACGGAAGGUUCUACCAUGGGGCUGCCGGCAACGACCGUUGCCAUCAUGUCAUCUUCCGGCAGUGCAUUCAAUGAUGCCUCAAACGGAAAGAACAAGGAGGUUUGUGAUGUCAAUGUUUCCAGCCAAGGCGACCCCAACAUGGAGAGAGAAGCCAAGGUCAUGAGGUACAAAGAGAAGAGGAAGAAAAGGAGGUACGAGAAGCAAAUACGAUACGCAUCAAGGAAGGCAUACGCUGAAAUGAGGCCAAGGAUCAAAGGGAGGUUCGCGAAGACUCCUGAAACAAGCCAGCCAGCACCUAAGUCUCUUCCUUACGACCCAGAUAGGCUUGAUCUUCGAUGGUUCCAUUCUUAACGAGCAGCAAGCACUACUUUAAUAAAGAAAUAAUGGAUAUUUAACUUAAACAUUAUGUUGUAUGGUUUGAUCAAUUGUUUUAGGAAUGUACCUGAUGAUCUCUGCUUGCUUAUUUGCUAAACAAAGUAGGUUUCUUUUGCUUUUCUGUUUGUCUUGUGUUUGAGGGACUGAAUUACAGACUCUGCGUGUGUGGAGAGGGUGGUGGUGUGGGAGAUGCUCUCACAUAGGUCAAAUCUGACCUCAGAUUAGUUUACAGCCUCUCUUUGCUAUUUUCUAGUUGCAUGACUGCAACUAGAGUUAACGUGCAGGUCUAAUGCCAUUAGUAUGCCA